CAGUGUGGUGCGUCAAGUGAGGAGAUUUGUUUGCAAAAAAUUGUUUGCUCCACCAAAUUUGGUGAAAAUCCCGUGAAAAUUCACAUCUGAUAAUGGAAAUUAUAGCUGUGGAUGAAAAUAAAGUGUACUACGAGUGAUUUUGCAAGGCAUUUCAGUGAAGAAAAUCCCGUGAAAAUGGGUGAAAGCGUAAUGGAGAUUGUACGAGAGAAAUUUCGGCAGGAGGAACAAGUUGUUUCUAUCUUUGAGGCUUAUCAGCUGAUUGGGUAUGAGCAGCAGAAUCGCCUCCUGGCCCUCGUGAGGUGCCACAAUUCCUACGCUGUGUUCUCCUUUGCACUCUCCACGUGCCCCCCGGAGACAUUUGUUGACCUCACAGUGGAGAAUUUCUUCCCAAUUGACGGAGAUUUCCGGAUCGAUGCACCCACUGCGGGGAUCUCAAAGCUACAGUUCAGGAUAACAACGACAACGGGGCAGCACCUGUUCUACUACUAUCCUUGCCAGACGUACAUCCACUACACGUGGGAGUACUUCCAAAAUGAUAUUCUAGCUGCCCAAAUUGCAUUUAAUGAGCAUCCCGAGGAGGGGAAUUUCUCAUGGUUGGAGGCAUUCCGGCGAGAGGAUUUAUCGGCCAUAGAUCGGAAUAUUGCGCACGGCAGGGCGACGCUGAAGAAGCGCGAAUCAAAAUUCCGGGAGGAGCUGGAGAAGAGGGAGCAUGAGUUCAUUAUGUAUGAGCCCUAUCGCUUCUACAUUGCCACGUGGAAUGUCAAUGGGCAGCCACCGAAUGAUAUUUCCCUGCACGAGUGGUUGGCAACGACGAAGGAUCCACCGGAUUUGUAUGCGAUCGCCUUCCAGGAGUUGGAUCUCUCCCCGAAGGCGUAUGCUGUGAGUGAGACACGUCCGGAUUUGGUGUGGGUGUCUCGGGUGAUGGAUGGUGUGCAUCCCGGUGGGGCGUAUGAGGAGCUCAUCUCGGUGCGCCUUGUGGGGAUGAUGCUGAUCAUUGUGAUCCGGAAGGAAUUGCGACGGAGCAUAAAGUCCAUUGCGACGACAACAGUGGGCACGGGAACGUUGAAUAUGAUGGGAAAUAAGGGCGGGGUGGGGGUGAGUGUGGAAUUCCAGGAGAACUUCAUUUGCUUCGUGAAUGCCCACCUGGCUGCGCAUGUGCACGAAGUUGUGCGAAGGAAGGAGGAUCACGAUGAAAUCCUCAGACGAAUGCAAUUUGAGCAUGGAAUCACAAAGCGCAGCAUUGAGGAGCAUGAUCACAUCUUCUGGUUUGGGGAUCUCAACUAUCGCAUCAUUGAGCAGCAGUACAAUAAAUUUGUGGACAAUGUCACCAUCCCCGGGGCGUCGAGGUUUGCCAAUCAGGAAUUUAUCUACGCCGAAUUGGAGCCUUUUGAUCAGCUACAUGUGGAAAUGCGGAAGCGCAAUGUCUUUGUGGGGUUCAUUGAGGGUCCCAUUGUGUUCCAGCCAACGUAUAAAUACGAUCCGGGAACAAAUGUGUGGGAUAGCAGUGAGAAAGCCCGUAUGCCAGCGUGGUGUGAUCGAAUUCUCUGGCGGAGCGACAAGACGCAUCAGAUUGUGUACGACAGUGUGAUGGCAUUGCAACUUAGUGACCACAAACCCGUGUAUGCGCUCUUCCUCACGCACAUCAAGUGCCGCGAUGAGGAGAAGUACAAGAAGGUCCAUGAGGAGGUCCUCAAGACGGUGGAUAAGUAUGAGAAUGACAAUCAACCGCAGAUCACCGUAGCGGAGACAGAUAUUGAUUUUGGGAUAAUUCAGUACAAUUCCGUCAUUCAGCGUGAACUCCUUGUGGCCAAUAAUUGUCAUCUACCUGUUGUAUUUGAAUUUAUGGGCAAGGAGGGCAAAGAUAGUGCAAUAUGUGAGAGUUGGUUGGACAUUCAGCACACCCGCGGGCACCUCCUUACGGGCAAUGCGAUGGGAAUUAAACUUGAGCUUCAUGCAGACAGCAAAAAUGCCUGGAAGUUGCACAGGAAGCAACGUGAGAGCGGCAUGAAGGUCCCCCUUGACAUUCUGGUGCUACACGUGCAAAAUGGCCGGGAUAUCUUCAUCACAAUCAUCGGGGAGUACCGGCCGAGUUGCAUUGGAUUCAGCCUUGAGACACUCUGUCGCAUCCAAAAGCCCGUGACAGAGAUGAAUCUGAAGGAAAUUCUCGCACUUGAACGGGACAUUGAGGCGAGUGAGCCAAAGGAGAAUGAUACGCAAGGGGAUCGAGCGGAAUUGCCGCGUGAAUUGUGGUUUCUAGUCGAUCAUCUACUCAAUAAAGGCCUCAAGACCGUCAAUCUCUUUACGCACGAGAGGAAAUUGCGACGAUCACCGCAAAUCAAUGAGAUCCGUGACUGGCUGGAUUCCUGGUCCGUGGAUGAUUUUCCUGGAACUAAUGAAGUAGCUGCAGAAGUUUUGCUGUGCCUCCUGGAGGGUACACCUGUCCCUCUUAUUCAUCCCUAUGAGGAUCUCGUCCUCACGGUGGAUAGCUAUGAAAAAUGCAAGGAUAUCCUGACAUUCCUCACACCGCAAAGGAAGAAAAUCUUCCUGUAUGUGUGCCUCUUUCUGCGUGAAGUCAUCCUCCAUGCAUCCUUCAAUCGGGUUGACAGUCAUCGAGCUGCUCGAAUAUUUGCUCCAGUUCUCCUAAAAUCCCGCACUGUGUCCCCAAAAGUGGAUCGACGACUCGAAGAUGAUCGUGAUGAGAAGAGAGCGCGAUUCUUGUUGCGAUUGCUGGAAAGUAGUGACUUCCUACGUGGAUUGUAUACAACAGACUUUAAAGUUUGCAAUCGAUCAAUGCCAUUGGUGGACAUCUCAUGAGAAGCUCUGGAUCUCUAAAUAAAUUCCCCCAAAUAAAAUAAAAAAACAAAC
Molecule: messenger RNA, 2865 nt
Organism: Lutzomyia longipalpis
Lineage: Eukaryota; Metazoa; Arthropoda; Insecta; Diptera; Psychodidae
Gene: Ocrl
Product: inositol polyphosphate 5-phosphatase OCRL
Exons: 5
Coding region: 112-2814 (900 amino acids)
Biological process (GO): signal transduction; phosphatidylinositol dephosphorylation
Cellular component (GO): membrane
Molecular function (GO): phosphatidylinositol-4,5-bisphosphate 5-phosphatase activity
Source: RefSeq, a predicted model, not a curated record